UAUAAAUAUAAUCACUGUGACAAGCCGUCUCUCACACACACACACGCGCGAGCGAGCUAUACUCCAGCGUAUCUGCCAUAGCCCUCACACUCCGCCUCUUACAGGUGCAUCAUGAGGCCAGACGUGAGCAUGUCCGGCAGUGGCAAGAGGACCUUGCGCUGCCAGGUGUUCGAGGAAAACCAUCAGAAGAAGGAGUCUUACCGCGCCGAGUGGGACGACACGACCGUGAGCCACGUGGCUGAGAGCGCGACCAACCUUCGGGAGGCGAACACGGCGCGCAAGGAGAGCAUGGAGCGCCGUGGUCAGAUGUCCUUUUUGGUGCAGCGCUCCCCGGCGGGCCUCAUGCGUCUGGGCGGCAUCGGCUGGUGGGGCGCGGUGCCCUUCCGCGAGCACCGCGUGCUGCCCGCAUCCCGUCCCGUGCUGCCCGUGCCCAUCUUCACUCCGGCCAAAAUUGGGCUGCCCAAGGCGUCCGAGCGCGAACCUACGCCGCUGCCCAUCAAGGGCAUGUUGGAGUUCGAGUCUGCCCUCGGAGCGCGCAAUCAGGCGGCCACGGGAUCCCCCACUCCCAGAAUCACGGAUCCCAAGAUCGAUCUCAAGUCGCCCGGGAUCUACCCGGCGCUGGCUCGAUCCAACAGCCAGCUCCGCAGCUAGACGCUCUGUUCGGUGCGAUGCGCGCGUGCGUUUCAUCAGUGGCUACGUUUCCAUUGCAAAUGUUUGUCCGAUAAAGUUACACUGAUAAACAAGCCAAGUGUGACAGGCGCAAUAGAAACAGGUAUCGUUUGCAUACAACUGGUACUGUUGUGCAAUUCUCCUAAAUACGCCACGGUUUUAAAACGCUUGACUUAUGAAAAUUUCCAUUGUCUAUCGAAUGCGAAUCCGUUUGUCUUCAUGCACACAGACACGGUCAUUGCUGGCUAGCAUAGUAUAUCCGGUAUGUAAACAUAGCCAGUGUCUCAUUCAUAGCCUCCAGACGCCUGGCUUCACCGCACGCACCACCGCGGUCCUUGCUGGCUAUGUUAGUUAGCGAGUGCUUGAGUUGCCCUAAAGCCACAGCGUGCAUAGACGCUACUUUGAGGUUGCAUUCUAACCCAGGUGGACUCACCUCGGUGUGCAUUUGGGUCUGUUUAUAUCUUUCCAUCAUAGUCUUUAUUAUUAUUUAGUGAGUGUUAUAAGUGGUAAUUGUAUAAAUAUAGUUUUUUGCUAACUAUGCAGGUAGUUAAUCCCGAUGUGUGUAUGUGUGGCGUACGUUUAAAUUGUUUCUGAGACUAUAAUGUGUGGGAUGGAAAGUCCCAUUUCGGCUACAGGUUCCGCGUAAUGAGCAAAGUGGUAAAGUGUGCAGUUUUAAGAGGUGGAUUGAGAACGUUCGGACGAAGUGAAAUGUUGAAUGAAGGUUUGCAAAAGGUGGCACGGUAAAAAUAUAUUUUGAGAUUAAUUGAGUGGUGGGUUGGUGGGUCCAUGUGUAUCUGAUCCCAUCAUACAAUGCUCCCCAUCCACAAUAAAAGCACUGCACCUGUGUUUGGAACCCUACAAGACGGCGCUGUUGGGCAAAGUUGUUCACGGUACAUUACCUGACAUCACCGGAAUGGCCUCACAGCGGGUUGCUUUCAUAAAAAUACCACUGGCGCCAUCAAAAUACCGCACAAAAAACCACACAUGUUCACAUGUCAGUGACAGGAGGCGGUGGAACGCACGUGAUGGAAACUUUGUAUGGACUUCAACUUCAAUUAAAUGUCGCCACUGCGGCGCCCCUGCAUUUGCCCUCAUGCUGCAGGAAUGAUAAUUAUACAGCAUUGUGAUAUUUAACUAAAUUGAGAAAAUAUGCCAACAAGCGCUACAUUGAUAUUUUCAGACUAAAACAACUAUUGUGAGGUACAGUGGAUUUUUUAUAUAUUCUCAAAGCCUUACUAAACAGAAUGGCUCGGAUCGGUAUGAAGUGAAAAAAAGUGAACACAAAGUGAAUAUUGCAGGAUGCAUAAUGAACCUGGUUCUAACGGAUGCACUGUUACUCCACGACCGCAGUCAAGCGACACGUGGAUGGAUAUUUUGUGUCUCUGCACUUGUGGGAAAUAAAAGCGUGACAUAGAUGGAACGAU
Messenger RNA from Petromyzon marinus (sea lamprey), 2093 nucleotides. RefSeq names its product titin-cap (gene TCAP). Lineage: Eukaryota; Metazoa; Chordata; Hyperoartia; Petromyzontiformes; Petromyzontidae. The record is from RefSeq and is a predicted model, not a curated record. Gene Ontology annotation, biological process: sarcomerogenesis; skeletal muscle contraction; skeletal muscle thin filament assembly. Gene Ontology annotation, cellular component: Z disc. Gene Ontology annotation, molecular function: titin binding; protein-macromolecule adaptor activity; titin Z domain binding.